AUGGAGGAGACCCUGAAAGAGAACCUGGAAGAAACACGCGAGUUGUGUGACAUUCCUGUUGAUGCGACAGAUUGCAUCGCUGCCGUGGGCAUCGCCUUUGCACCGCUUCUCCUGACAUUGCAAGCAGGAGGUGCUUUCCUGCUUGCCUGCCUCAGUGAGUCGCGCGGCCCAGAAAGUGCGUUUUUUUGGGCGGGUGUGGCAAGCGUGCUGUGGUCAGCUUUGGUCUACCUUGUCCUUCAACACCGGCGCGGCGAAACCUCUGAGGAUGACCAAGGUCCCCAAGGUCCCAGCCUCUUGUCCCGUCUCCAUGGUUAUGCUGCAAAGCUGAGCCGCGAGGCACAGCUUUACCGCGACCCGGUACAGCGGGCAAGCUUCUGCCGGGUUCCGUGGUUAGCAGCAGCGGCCACCUUGGGUUUGGAGAUGUCCAUAGCGGCCGCAAAUGGCUGCCUGCUUUCGUUCCUGAAGGCGAUGGUCUGUGCUGCUGCAGCCGCUUUCACGAGCGGAGUGGUGUUGGGCCUGGCCGUCGAUGGUCGGCUGCCGGGCCCGCCUGCACCAGUAACAUAUCCAGAGACUGCAGCCGCAACCAUCGCACGCUGUCCGGCAAUCUCGUCUUGUGUCAGCUCCGUCAUCGCCUUGGCCCUGCCAGCUGUGCAGCAAGCUUCUCCAUCCGCAGCAGAGCUUCGAGACGCAGGUGCAGGGAAACUCCAGUUGGCAGAGAAGUAUGUAUUCGAGGCGGCAGAACUACGUGACAAACUCCACCGGCGAAGCGGCAAAGUACUGAAUCCUACAGCACAACUGGAGAAGCUUGGUGUCAAAUGUACCGUAAUGUACCACUUGCAUGAGCUAAGAAGACUCUGUUGA
Symbiodinium natans is the source of this 861-nucleotide messenger RNA. Lineage: Eukaryota; Dinophyceae; Suessiales; Symbiodiniaceae. The record is from the annotation of a GenBank genome assembly.